CCAAUGGAUGCUCUGACCGGCAUCCUCGCGCACGGCACGAUCAAAUAGCUCUAUUCAAGAAGUGGGCCUUUUUUCUCUGUUACGAAAUGGACAUGACACCCUCAAUAUGCAUAACAGACUUUUCUGAAAAUAUACUUGACAAGUCUAUACACUUUAAAAUUAUUAGACUCGAGCAGAGUUUCUUUGUUUGGGUAGGCUCGAAGCCUAUGUUAUCAAAUAUGGCUGUGGCGAUGCCGGCAACUUAUGGGCAGAUCCCUGCUGUGUCGACUUUGUUUGGAGCUAAAUUGGAGCAGAUUUCUGAAUCUUUGGCACAAAAACUAGCCAAGAAAUACAAGUGCCAGGUGUUUGUCAGCUGCAGUGUGCCCUUUGACGCCAAUUUGUCAGUACUCAUAGAAAAGCGUCUCGCCCAGGAACUAAACCAGAUCUUUCCUUCAUCGUGAAUCGAUCCUGUGACCUAUAGCUGACCUAUUCCUGUGACCUAUAGCUGACCUAUUCCUGUGACCUAUUCCUGUGACCUAUAGCUGACCUAUUCAUGUGACCUAUAGCUGACCUAUUCCUGUGACCUAUAGUUGACCUAUUCCUGUGACCUAUAGCUGACCUAUUCCUGUGACCUAUAGCUGACCUAUUCCUGUGACAACUUGACCCACUAGCGUUGGUCACAAUUGUAUUUGGUUUGAACUGUUUGAUUGGAAAUCUUUCAUUUUAAAAAGAUGCGUUUUUGUUUCUGACCAAUGUUUAUCUCCAAAGAAAGCCAUCGCAAUCAUCUCACUGGAUGGGCAUGCUGGUAAAAUGACAUUCCGUAUGGACUUGGCAGAUGCUGUAACAAUGCUGCCCCGCAUCUGUUCCAUGACUCACAGUUAUGCAGUACAGCUCAUGUAUAUACUUUCCACUGUGACUAUGAAUGUAUGGAAAAAAAUGACCUAUUUUUUAUUGUUUGUUUCAUGUUCUGUUAUUGUUAAUUACCAUAAUUUUUUUAUUUUGAAUAAAUAAAUUUAACAAA
This is a messenger RNA of Biomphalaria glabrata, 1000 nucleotides long. RefSeq names its product proteasome assembly chaperone 4-like. Gene Ontology annotation, biological process: proteasome assembly. The record is from RefSeq and is a predicted model, not a curated record. The transcript has 3 exons. NCBI's taxonomy places the organism in Eukaryota, Metazoa, Mollusca, Gastropoda, Planorbidae. Bases 87 to 440 code for a protein of 117 amino acids.